Molecule: messenger RNA, 1004 nt
Organism: Zea mays
Lineage: Eukaryota; Viridiplantae; Streptophyta; Magnoliopsida; Poales; Poaceae
Product: extensin-like
Exons: 2
Coding region: 265-957 (230 amino acids)
Source: RefSeq, a predicted model, not a curated record
GAGGCACUGGCGGGGCGAGAGCGCGGGCGAGAGCGACGUGGCGCGAUCUGAUUGGUCCACGUGUCGCGAUCUGAUUGGUCCACGUGUGCUAGCCGUUGCAACUAGCCGUUUUUGACCGUUUGGAGUCCAAAAAAUUCGAAAAAAAUUGCAAAAAAUCACAAAUUUCAUCCCCAAUCCCUCUAUAUAUACCCCUACCCGGGUGGAGCUCAUUCCACACACCAUUCCAUCUCAUUUUUCUCUUCCAAACUCCCCUUUCUUCACACAAUGUCGGGUUGGUCCCCAGAUUUGAACACCUUCACGGAUCUCUUGCAGUCCGAUGGGUCACCUACAACCCUUCCGUUAGAUGAGUCUUCUUCACUACAUCGUCGCUCCGAUGUUUCAGCCUCACUCCCCCGUGCACUAUUUCCGGCUGCGCGUCCACCACCAUACCCUUAUCCCUAUCAUUUGUAUCAAUAUCCACCGUCUUCAUAUGGUCAACCUCCAACUUCCCAAGCCGGAAUUCAAGCCUCAUUCCCGGUACGUCCGUAUGCCCCUCCUCCACCUGCUGCGGACGAAAGUCAAGCUUCUUUCCAGAUACCUCCAUACGCCCCUCCUUCAUAUGCUCCACCUCCGUAUGGAGUACCUCCUUAUGCUCCAUAUGCUCCACCUCCGUAUGGGGCACCUCAUCCAUAUGCUCCACCUACGUAUGGAGCACCUCCUCCAGUUGCACCUUUAUCUGUUGGAUCUGAAAACCAAGCUGAGGAAAAUCCUGUGCCGAAGGAAAAGCGUCCAAAGAGGCUAGAGUGGACGAAGGAAGACGAGGAAAAGCUGGUUAAUGCUUGGUUUAUGCAUUCUAAUGAUCCCAUCUCCAGCAACAAUAAGAGCGGAUCAAGUUUCUGGGGCCAAAUAGCGGCAACAUAUAACUCCACCUCCGACCCUAUCCGUCAUCGAACCGCCAAGCAACUUUGUAAUUUUUAAUUCAAUAAAAAAUAUUAUGUUGUGUGUUUUCUGAGCGUUGAAAUAAA